Molecule: messenger RNA, 2172 nt
Organism: Pecten maximus
Lineage: Eukaryota; Metazoa; Mollusca; Bivalvia; Pectinida; Pectinidae
Exons: 3
Coding region: 188-1234 (348 amino acids)
Cellular component (GO): Golgi apparatus
Molecular function (GO): glycosyltransferase activity
Source: RefSeq, a predicted model, not a curated record
UAUGUUUGAGAAAUUUUUGUUGAUCAACAUCAACUAGACUAGGCCUUGUAGCAUCAGGAAGUGAAGAGGAAAUGUGUGUCUUAGGCCCGGAACAAGGACGUUAAGCCCCAUGCAUCAAUCAGGUGAAGAGGAAAAGAUGAGUCUGCUGCAUAAAUGCAUGUCUUGGUGAACACAGAUCACCAGGUUCAUGAAUAUGAACAAGAUAAACUUCAAAAUGAGGAGAGUGAUCGUGCCAUUACUGGUAAUCUGUGUAUUGGCAUUGUACAUAUUCUUCAGACAAUGGUCAGUCCAGCCAGCUACUCUUGAAAACACAUCUGCCAGUAUGUUAGUCAGGGCCAAACACUUGCAUGAAAGGUCGUAUGAAAUUUACUUUAACAGAUUUGAAGAACAAACAUUUUCUCAGGAGAUUGUAAGACAUGGACAUGAUAUUAUGAAGAAAUCAGAUGUGGUGUUGUUUGGGAUGCUGAAUGAGGCUUAUAUUCCAUUUACAUACAGCUGGCUGUGUAACACCAAGCCUAUGGGAAUCCAUGCUAGUGUCCUUCUACUUACCAUGGACACAAAUUCUACUGACCUUCUCAAGCGGGACUGGCCAGAAGUUCAUACCAUCCACCUAGCUGUUGGUGAUUUCAAAGGUGACCAGGAAUAUAGUAAAGCAGGGUAUGUAAAGAUGAUGAACCUAAGGACACAGGCAAUAAACUUACUGCUCAGAAACAAAAUCCCACUGCUUCUUUUUGAGACGGAUUGUUUAUGGAUACAUAACCCUAUUCCUGAGAUUGUUCAGGCAGUUAAAAAUCAUGACAUUUUGGUCGUCAAGCCAACACACAAGCAUGGCUAUCUUGGUGGGUUCAUGUGUCUGAUGCCUGAAGAGACAACUUUGAAAGUGUGGGGCAAGUUGUCAGAGAGAAUGUAUAAGCUUCAUAAUAGUCUAACAAAUCUCAAAGACAAAGAAACUGUUGCUGAUGAAACAAAUGAUCAGGUAUUUUUCUCCACUAUUGUGGAACAAGAAAAAAAGAUUAAAUUAUAUGAGUUUUCAAAUAAGAAAAUAGUGGAUGGAAAAUGGUAUAUUGAUUUCACAGAGAAAGAUAGAAGAGAAAUGAAGCCACUUAUCAUCAAUAAUAAUUGGGUAAGAGGGAACAAAAAGAAAAUCGCCAGAGCCAAGAAAUGGGGACACUGGUUUGUGUCAAAAAGUCUGAAAUGCAACAUAACACAAGUGAAUAGAAUAGUUGAACUUUAACAUUUUAAUGGUGCUACUAUAGAUUUGUUGAAAUUAGCCAUAAUAAAGAUAUUACUGGAAUAACAUACAGUCGAACCUGUAAUAGGACACCUUUAUAUAGCGAACACCUGUCCAUAACGGACAGUUUCAGGAAUCCCCAAUGAACAUCACUAUAUGAAUAUCAUGUAUAUAGUGGACACCUUCCUAAUUCGGACAGCGGACACUUAUUUUUGUCCGUAAAGGGUGAAGGUCACUCACUUUUUUAGUGAGGGCUGGUAGCUAUAGGGGACUUGUAUUGCUUAGCAAUACCCAAUAUGUUUGUUAGUAUGGUGCUAAUUGUUAUACAUUUAGUUGUUAAUUUCUGAUGUUUUGGAAGCUCAAAUGGAUGCAAUAUCCCAAUACUAUACUACAAUACCUACAUGUACAGGGCAUCCAGGACACAAUAGAAAGUCUAUUUGACUUAGGUUUUAACCCUUCACAUUUCUGAGAAAUAGAGAAUUGACUUCUGAAAUUGCUAAAUAGCAAGGGUCAGCUGGAUGUCAUGACCUAUAUGUGUCUGAAUUUUAUUUUUUGAUAACGUGUAUGUUAUCCUAAUUUUUAAUUUCCUUUGUUUCAUACAUAUUGAUUUACUGAGACAAAUCAUAUACAUGUAUACUAUACCUGAAAUGAACACAAACAAAUAUAUGAUAUAAAAGUCAGGAUAUCAACAUCAACAAGAAAAAGUUAUUUUUGAACAAUUUCAUAUUGAGAGUAAAAUGGCAAUAGGGAUUUGUUAAAAUGUGAGUGCUACUAGUCAGAAAUAAUACAGAAUCUAAAUUAUGUUACUAUAAGGUCAAAUUUGGUAAAAACUAUAAGAACAACUAUAUACUACAUGUAUUUAGAUGAAAGUAAUUUUGUUUGACAUUGAGUGUUUGAACAGAAGUCACACUGAUGUAUCAAAUAUCAAGUUAUAUUUACAU